ACUCUGUAAAGCUGAAUUCAGGCUGGCUCGCACUGGGUCUUGGGGGGCCCGAGGCGUUCCCCUUGGUGGGCAUCUGGUGCUUAUACUUGCACUUGGUUCCAAAUCUGCAGCCGGCAGAUGUCCCGAAAGUGAACGGGGGCCGCCGGUGAUAGUGCAGGAGGUCUGGGUCCAGAGUGAUGGUCCACAUACUGUUGGCAAUACGCUCGGUGAAGCGGUUGCCGUAGAUGGCGGUGAGGGCCAGAGACUCCUGCUGAUACCUGCAGAACUUUCCUAUGGCAAACAGUCCUAUGACUGGCUUGGGUGUGGGCCACCGUUCGUCCUCUGAGUCAGGAUCAUAGACAGGCUCAUUAGGUUCCAGAACUGCACUUCCUCCUGGUAAUCCAGCUAGUCAUACUCUUCCUCUUCAUCAUACUCCUCUGCUUCUUCACUGAGAAAGAACAGUCCUAGGUCUGCAGCUCUCUCAACAGCACCUGCUCCUGGUUCUGCCAGUGCCCCUUCCGACUCUGCUAAUCCGGGCCUGCACCACCGCUGCCCCCGCCACCCCCUCCCAUUCCUCUGCCUGUGAGGAAGGGAAUUUGCAAGUAUCCUACAUUUUCCCAAAUGGUGACAGAUAUGAAGGAGAGUGCUGCGGGUCCACAGAGGGAGGCGUGGUGAGGCGUGGUAUGGGCAAACACACCUCAGCCAGUGGUGUCACCUACACUGGAGAGUGGCACGAUGACAAGAUGAAUGGCAGAGGGACCCUGGAGCAUCCCUCUGGGGCCCUGUAUGAAGGGGACUUCAAAGACAACAUGUAUCACGGCACAGGGACAUACAGCUUCUCUGACGGGACCAAAUACUGCGGCAGCUUCAGCAAGAACAGGUUGGAGGGUGACGGGGAGUUCACUGACUCUCAGGGACUUGUUUGGAUUGGAAGCUUCCACAACAAGGCAGCUCCUGGAUUGAAACUUAAACUCAGCAUGUAACCCAUGACAUAAUGUGAGAUAACAUAACUCUAAUUUCUCUUAACUUUAUGAACAUUUAUUGAAUAUAUAUAUAUAUAUAUAUAUAUAUAUAUAUAUAUAUAUAUUCAAAAUAAUAAAAUUAGACUCCAGUAAGAGAUUUUAAAGGCACCAAAUGAAAUGAAACACACAAUGUCCUUGUUCUUCCCAUAACACUCCUGCAGUGACACCUGGUCUCUUUUACUUGUAGGAAAGACUUUAGUAGUCAGCGUAUGACAGUGUGGUGAACACACCUCAUGGCACCGUGCAAUGAAUGAGUCAUUGCUUUGAGUCACACAGCCAAGAGUCCUCUUUGGAGGUCCUGAAACACAGUCUGUGUGUGUGUGGCUGUGUAAGCCUCAGUUAACCAACAGUGUUAGGCUAAAACUAUUUCUACUACAGUUUAUUUGGAAUCUUUUAACUCUUCAUAAACAGCGUACAAAUCUAGAUCGGUGGAGGAAUCCAUCAAUGUUCUGUUUCUUGAACGCCAACAAGAAUGUCUCUUUACUCACACUGAUGUCACUAUAAUGUGUGUGUGGUAUAAUUUAUAUAGUUAUUUUGCUUAAUGUGUGCAUCUGGUGUUAACUUUGUUCAACAAAUUCCGUUAUGUGAUGAAUUCCUUAAUAAGAUGUGUGGUGGUUAUGUCCAUAAGUGUCUUCAAUAAAUCAUCAAAUAUCUGCUGAGAGCAUA
This is a messenger RNA of Oncorhynchus mykiss (rainbow trout), 1667 nucleotides long. NCBI's taxonomy places the organism in Eukaryota, Metazoa, Chordata, Actinopteri, Salmoniformes, Salmonidae. The record is from RefSeq and is a predicted model, not a curated record.